This is a messenger RNA of Podarcis muralis (Common wall lizard), 1796 nucleotides long. It is a transcript of the gene NCF4, whose product is annotated as neutrophil cytosolic factor 4. Lineage: Eukaryota; Metazoa; Chordata; Lepidosauria; Squamata; Lacertidae. The record is from RefSeq and is a predicted model, not a curated record. Gene Ontology annotation, cellular component: cytoplasm; NADPH oxidase complex. Gene Ontology annotation, biological process: phagocytosis; superoxide anion generation; respiratory burst. Gene Ontology annotation, molecular function: phosphatidylinositol binding; superoxide-generating NADPH oxidase activator activity; protein binding.
AGUAUUCGGAGGUCUCUGAAGCCUCGUAGAGAGUUUGCAGCGCACAUUUUAGGCCAAGGCAAGGGUGCUGAGUUUGCCUUGCCUGAGCUGUCCGAGGUGUGGAGAAGCUGAAGGACCAUUAAUCCCUUUGGCUCUCGUGCUGACAAGGAACUGUAGGAAUGUCUCAACAGCUGCGAGGCGAGAGUGAUUUUGACCAGCUUCCCGAUGAUGUGCCUGUUUCUGCUAACAUUGCAGACAUUGAGGAGAAGAGAGGCUUCUCUAGUUACUACGUCUUUGUGAUCGAGGUGAAAACAAGAGGUGGAGGCAGGUAUAUGAUAUUCCGCCGUUACAGCCAGUUCUAUAACUUGCAUGCCAAGCUAGAGGAAAGAUAUGGUUCAGAAAGCAGAAACAGUCGCUUUUGCUGUCUACUCCCUGUCCUUCCUGGAAAAGUUUAUGUUGGUGCAAAGAGGGAGAUUGCUGACAGCCGAAUCCCAGUACUCAAUGCGUACAUGAAGAAAUUGCUUAGCUUCCCAGCCUGGUUGCUGCUAGAUGAAGAUGUCCGAUUGUUUUUCUACCAGUCGGAGUUUGACAGUCAGCAGGUACCUCAGGGGCUGCGAAGGCUUCGCCCACGCACCCGUCGCGUCAAGAGCGUUUCACCCCAGGAACCUGGCUUUGACCGACUGGCAGCCCCGCGGGCAGAGGCACUGUUUGAUUUUACUGGGUCCACUAAACUGGAACUGAGCUUCAAGAAGGGAGACUUGAUUUAUUUGCUCAGCAGGGUCAACAAGGACUGGUUUGAGGGAACUGUCCGAGAUGCCACUGGAAUUUUCCCAAGUGCUUUUGUGGAUAUCAUCAAAGAACUCCCACAGGAAGAGGAUACCAUCAACUGGCUGCGCUGCUAUUAUCAUGAUGACAAUGUCAGCAGCAUCAGGGACAUAUCGGUGGAGGAGGACCUGAGCAGCACCCCACUAUUCCAAGACCUCAUGGAAUUAAUAAGCCGAGCGUUUGCACGUGACGAUAUUGCCCUGAAUUACCGUGAUGCUGAGGGCGAUCUGAUCCGCCUGCUGUCUGAUGAGGAUGUUGUACUCAUGGUGAAGCAGGGCAGGAGUUGGCCUUUUGAGAAGCACAUCUUCCCGUGGAAACUGCAUGUUACUCAGCAAGAUGAUUACAGUGUCUAUGACCCAGCGGGAGCUGGAAUCGCAGCACAAACAGCAACAGAACCAUGAUCCUUGUUGCUAGUGUUGCUCAACGGGUACGGGUGUGUGUGUGUGUGUGUGUGUGUGUGUGUAAUACAACAACCUGGAACCAUGUGGAACUGUCCUGCAGGACUUUCUCCAUAUUUUACUACACAUUUUCUUUGGUUAACAAUAUGCAUUGCAUUAUCACAGAGGGUUAUUUUGGGUUUCUCCUAAAUACGGGUCCUCGUGUUGAGUUAGACUGUACCCACGCACCUCUCUUCUUGUGGGCUUUUUGGCUACUAUGUUCUUGAUUUAGAAGAUUAUUAUUAUUUUAUUAUUAUGUUAAUGUAAGUUAUAUGAUAACAUUGUAUUGUAGUAAAAAAGUUACUAUAAGCAUGCUCUGGGUUCUGUCAGUCACUUCUAGGUUCUAACAAUCUCAUGAUAGUAUUAUAUUAUGGUUAGCAACUACAACAGUUUCCUUUAGCUCAUUUAAACAUGAGUUUAAAAUUCAUUUCUCCAGCUACCCUGUAAAUAAAUGUCUUUACUUGCGUAUCCAUCUACUCUAUAUACAAGCUUACAUUUACCAAGGCAUCUAUUUAUGUAGAAAGACUAAUAAAAAAUGGGUUUUUAGAGAACGCU